Molecule: messenger RNA, 1717 nt
Organism: Syzygium oleosum
Lineage: Eukaryota; Viridiplantae; Streptophyta; Magnoliopsida; Myrtales; Myrtaceae
Product: protein ACCELERATED CELL DEATH 6-like
Exons: 4
Coding region: 40-1602 (520 amino acids)
Cellular component (GO): plasma membrane
Molecular function (GO): protein phosphatase 1 binding; protein phosphatase regulator activity
Source: RefSeq, a predicted model, not a curated record
AAUUCACUCAAAGUCACAGACAUAGUAACGCACACUGAGAUGGAUGUGAAGCUGUCUAUAGAUGACCAGGAGAUGUGGAAGCAGAGAAGGCAGAGACUGGAAGCGUUAAUCGUGGCCAACCCGAGCCAGCGACAGCACAAUUCUGCGCAACCCAACAAGAUUCUGGAUCCUCUGCUAUACUCGGCCACGAAGGAAGGGGACGUCGACAAGUUCAUCAAAGCCCUGGAGGAUCAUUGUGCCAAGGAAGGAGUGUCGUUGCCGGUCGUUCUUGGGCUACGCAGCCCCUCCAAGAAUACACUACUUCAUGCUGCGGCAGAGAGUGGUGAUAUUGUCAGAACAGUUAUCGAUUUCAUCUCUGAGGACUUGAUCUCCUGGGCGAAUUCCAGAGGAGAGACACCAUUGCAUAUUGCAGCUAGAGCCGGGAAAACCGUUGCAGUGGAGCUUCUCCUUCCCAAGGGGAAGCCAAGAUGCAGAGACCACAGUGGCAACUCCGCUCUGCACGAGGCGGUGAGGAAUCGUCGUUACGAGGUGAUCCGUCGGCUGGUGAUUGAGGACCCUUAUCCGCUGUAUCGUGAGAAUAAAGAAAGCAAGUCUCCAUGGUGCGUAGCAGUUGAAACAGGAGACUUGGAGGUUCUCAAACUCUUGUUGGAAGCGCCAAACGAAGGCGAAGACGAGAGGAGAUCAAAGAAUGAAUUGAAUUUCGGCAUGUCACCCGUUCAUUUCGCCAUUCUGUACCGAGAAAUGGAUAUGCUGACAGAGAUGUGGGAAAAGAAGCCGUGGAUAUUUCAAUUGAGAGAUGCGGAAUACGGCACUCCACUCCAUUUCGCCGCGUACACAAAUUAUCUCGAUGGAGUGAAGUUCAUGAUCGAGAAGUUCCCAGGGAGUGCCCUGGAGCAAGACGCCACAGACGGCUAUCUUCCUAUCCAUGUCGCUUGCAUGAUGGAUCACGUCAGGAUUGUCGAGGAGCUACUUCAGCAAUGGCUAGACCUUGCAGAGUUUCCAACUAGACAACAAGAAAACAUUCUUCACUUAUCAGCGAGGUACGGAGGCAUAUCAACUGUCAAAUACAUACUGAAAAGUCCCAAAUUUGGUCACCUCAUAAACGCGAGAGAUUUCGACAUGAAUACACCCCUGCAUGUGGCUGCGUUGCACUGGCAACCUUCGGUCUUGCUUCUUCUUGCACGAGACAGAAGAGUUGAUCUUAAGCUGGUAAAUACGAAUAACAUGACGGCUCUCGAUGUGGUAGAGCAGGACAUGAAAGGAAUGGAUGCUCCACUUCGGAAGAGGUUAACACGGAUAAUUUUGGCAUCUGCUGGGACACCGAGAAGUGGAGAAUUAGCUAUUUGUAAGGCAACCAAUCGGGGCAAAGGGAAAGAAAUGGAACCACCAAAAAUGGAUAGACUUAAGGAGGAGGCAAAUACUCGCAUGAUCGUGGUAGCGCUAGUGGCCGCUAUGACUUUCGCUUCUGGUUUUUCCAUUCCCGGAGGAUAUAAUGGUUCUGACCCAGAUGCUGGAAUCGCCAUAUUGCUCCACAAAGCCAUGUACAAUGUCUUUGUGAUUUCCAAUUCAUCACCAUGUAUAGCUCAAUCAUCGCACUCAUGAUCCUUCUGUGGACACAGAUUAAUGAUCCUCACGCGGUGCGAAAUGCCCUUUCGAAAUCAAGACUCCCAUUGUUGAUAACUCUUGCCGCUAUGCCGUUGGCAUUCAUGGCGGGCGU